Messenger RNA from Vavraia culicis subsp. floridensis, 777 nucleotides. RefSeq lists its product as uncharacterized. The record is from RefSeq and is a predicted model, not a curated record. Bases 1 to 777 code for a protein of 258 amino acids. Gene Ontology annotation, biological process: vesicle-mediated transport. Lineage: Eukaryota; Fungi; Microsporidia; Pleistophoridae. The transcript has a single exon. Gene Ontology annotation, cellular component: membrane.
AUGAACAGAACACAAGAAUACCGCUCAUUAACAUCACACAACCAAUUGAAACCAUACAUUCCCGCCCAUGAAAUACCACCGCAUACGUGGCAAUCCCUUCAUAAAAGAAUAGCACGCCUCCAUAACGAACCGAACACCAAAGAACUGCAGGUGGUGAAAGCUGAGCUGCACUCCUUGAAUAAGAGGGUAGCUACGCUUCGCACGGACAGCAAGUUUCAUGGGGGUGUGAAACGUACGCUAGAGAUAUUCGUGAUUGAAAUGCUGAUUGAUGUGAAUGCAUUGCUUAAGAAGUGUAGUGAUGGUAUUGGUAGGGAGAACAAGAAUGGUAAGGAUGAUAAAAGUGAGGGCAAGAAUGGUACACGUGCUAAUAGCAGUGCCAGUAUCAAUGCUGACAGCAGUAGUGCCAAGCGUACGUACGAUGUACUUUUACAUGAAACAGAGAGUAAAAGCAGCAUGCAGUCGCUCUCAAUGCACCAGCUGCACAAGAUGCACGAAAGCACGUCAACCACAAAACGGCAGAAUUACACAAUGCUAAACACUCAGAUCACGGAGAUAGGACAGCUCAUGACCGACAUAUCGAUGCACAUCAACAUACAAGGCGAGAACCUUAAGAGAAUAGAUGAGGUGAUAGAACGGGUGGAUGAUAAUUUGUUUGGCAGUUUUAGGGAGAUUGAGAGGGUGUGGGACAGUGUGAAAGGGAGGAGAAGGACUAUUAUGUGGUUUGUUGCGUUGUGGAUUGUUGUUGUGCUUUUGUACGUGCUGUUUAGGUCUAUUUAA